Hippopotamus amphibius kiboko is the source of this 1841-nucleotide messenger RNA. Its product is annotated as GTPase IMAP family member 1-like. Bases 98 to 1024 code for a protein of 308 amino acids. Gene Ontology annotation, cellular component: endoplasmic reticulum. The transcript is spliced from 3 exons. Lineage: Eukaryota; Metazoa; Chordata; Mammalia; Artiodactyla; Hippopotamidae. Gene Ontology annotation, molecular function: GTP binding. The record is from RefSeq and is a predicted model, not a curated record.
CAGCCCACCGCACCCACCGUCCAAGGGCACGCAGUAGGUCAGGAGCUUCUCGGAGUCCACGUUAGAGCCUGUCACCAAUUCUGCAGGAACGUUAAUCAUGAGAGGACGGAAGAUGCCAAGAGACGAAGAAAAUGCCUAUGGUUUAGAAGAUGACAAGUCGGCCCUGCCGGAGCCCAGGCUGCGGAUCCUCCUGGCCGGGAGGUCAGGGACAGGGAAGAGUGCCACGGGAAACAGCAUCCUGGGCCAGAAGCGCUUCCUCUCCAGGCUCGGGGCUACAUCGGUGACCAGGACCUGCGCCGUGGGGAGCUGCAGGUGGGCCAAGUGGGACGUGGAAAUCACGGACACCCCGGACCUUUUCAGCUCCGAGGUCUCGCAGACAGACCCGGGCUGCGUGGAGAGAGCCCGCUGCUACCUGCUCUCGGCCCCGGGGCUCCACGCCCUGCUCCUGGUGUCCCAGCUGGGCCGCUUCACGGCCCAGGACCAGCAGGCCUGGAGGGGGGUGAAGGUGCUGUUCGGGGACGCCAUCGUGGCGCGCACCAUCGUGGUCUUCACCCGCAAGGAGGACUUGGACGGGGGCUCGUUGCAGCAUUAUGUGCGUGACACCGAGAACCGCGCGCUCGGGGAGCUGGUGGCCGAGUGUGGGGGCCGGGUCUGCGCCUUCGACAACCGAGCCACCGGUGCAGAGCGGGAGGCGCAGGUGAUGGAGCUGAUGGGGCUGGUGGAGGACCUGGUGAGGGACCACGGCGGCUCCCCCUACACCAACGACGUGUACAGCCUGGCGCAGGCCCCGGGCAGCGCGGACCCCGAGGAGAGGCUGCGCAGGGUGGCAGAGCUGGUGGCCGCGCGCGUGCAGAGGCGGCGGGAGCGCUGGCUGCUGGCCAGGCUGUGGUUGUGGUGCAAGGUGCCCGAGACCUGGCAUAAGCUGGGCGUGUUCGCCCUGCUGGGCGCCGUGGUCCUGCUGUACGUGCAGAUCUUCAGGCAGCAGCCUGACGCCUUUGGUGAGGUCGGUCCUGACAGAUUGUAAAUAACAUGAAAAUCACAUUCAUCCCUGGUGCUCUGCGCCUUCAGGGCCCACAUUCUCUCCUUUCCUCCUUUCACCUGGCCUAAUCUACCAGCUUCAAAGUUCUGCCAGGUCCCAUCUCCCACCCGAAAGCUUCCGACGUGACCAGGGUCCCUGAGCUCCCCCUUCCCAAAGUCAAAAAUCCUCUGGUAAUUUUGCCUAUUUUCCACUGACCUCAGACUGCCUUUGACUUUCUCCUGUCAUUGAACUGUCUUCAGCCCUGAAAGCAGAUGAGGAGAAUUUGCCCUCUCACCCCGUGGACUCCCAGCAGAACCAAGGGCAGAACCACCAUCGAGCAGAGCCUGAGUACAUACUGGUUUGUUUGAAUUGAACUGAAUUGAAGAAAUGUGUACUGGACAAUCACAUCAUGUUAAAAGAAAUCAACAUUUGUAAAUAUUUGUUCACCUGCCUUACAUGCCUAUUGAACAAAGAUGCUACUCUCUCAUUCCUGACCCCACCUACAAAAACCAUGCACCCAAACAGACACUCAGGUGUGUGAUCGAAAGGAGAGAAGACACUGGUGCAGACCUGCCCCUUGGUACCGGCAGGCGAAUAUCUCCUGAGCAUCCCCACCCAUACCCCUCAGCAGCUUGAAUGCAGAUGCUUCUGCAGGUCCAAGGAGACUAUCACUGGAGGGGCCAUGGGAGUCCUGCAGAAAGCCUCCUUCCAAGGAGGAGUUUUCUCACAGGGUAAGCAAGGAUAUGGGUUUUCAAUGCAGGGAAAAAUUUAAAAAUUUAAGUGGUUUGGAGAUUUUUCUUUUAUGUGAAUCUCAAAAUAAAAG